UGGAAAAAAAUAGAAUCUUUUUUUUCUUUUUUUUUUCCAAUAUUUAAUUAUAAUCUGAUUCAUUGAAUAGAUUUCGCGUUAAUAAAUGCGCUGCAAUAUAGCAUAAUUAUCUCGAAGUUGGACUAUUCCGAUUCGAUACUUCUCGACUGCACUUUCUUUUCUAUUUUAUCUACUAUCUUCGGAUAAGUGACUGAUUUAAAUUUUAAAUUUUAAAAUAAAGGAAAAUCUUCCUGUCGACGUAUCGCGUCGUGUUUCGACAAGCGAUCCCGCUCUGCGUCACAAGAGAAAUCGAGUGACAGCAUGACCCAGAGUUUCCUCGUCGAUUGUGCGAUUCACCGAAACGUGACGAGUAACUAGUUUGAAUAUGAAUUGAUCGGAAUCGAUCGACAAGAGAAGAGAAAGAUGAUUGGCGACACGGCGCAGAUCGACAGAGAGCUUGUCGAUUGGAUCGACGGCAUUCCGUUUUCGCGACCCGCGAGGAAUUUGGCGAGAGACUUCUCGGAUGCCGUUCUCACGGCGGAGGUUCUGAAGUUGUACUAUCCGCGAUACGUGGAGCUUCACAAUUAUGCUCCGGCAAAUAGCAUAAACACGAAGCGGGAGAACUGGAAGAUGCUGAAUCGAAAGGUGCUCGUGAAACUUGACAUGAAAUUGAGCAGCGACACGAUUCAUCAAUUGGCAAACGGGUCGCAAGGCGCAAUCGAGAAGCUCUUAACGAAACUGAGAAUGAAAGUUCUGAAGGACGGCAUAGAAAUUCAACGGUCGAAACUCAAAGACUCAUCGCUAGAAAGCCAUGUAGAAGGCAACGACUCGCAGACAUCAAAUAAUUACACUGGAGACAGCUUGCUUGUUGAUGAUGGCCAUCUUAAAUCAUCGGUAGGAGGUUCAAACAAGCUCGAUAGCGAAAUUUGUGAAACUAAACUGUCGAAAUUUACGUGUCUCAAACGGGGGUUCCUCGUUCUCUUUGGUUGGAUCAUUUGUUUCUUUCGUAUAUGGAACAUCUUUAGCUACUGCACACUUACUCGUUUUCGCAGACGCGACGCGCUCCCGAAUGUCACGACGAAAAGGAUUGAAGAUGCAAACAACGAAAGUGUGCAGCGUACGAUGUACACGGAGUUGAAGCAGGAGUUGCGCGAAAAGGAGGAAGUGAUAAGCACCUUGAACCACAAGAUUGCGUAUUUGGAGAGUUCGGUGAAACUUAAGGACCUGCGGAUCUCCAGUCUGGCGGCGCAGAUCCUGCAAAACGCCGUCGAGAUGGACCAAUCCGCGAAAUCCCAAUCGUUCGACGGCGCACGCGUUAAAUUACGUUCGCGAUCGCACAAUUUUCACGAGAGCAAAACGAAUUAGAAAUCCGCAGUAAUGCAGAGUCACCAAGUUGGUUGUAAAAUCAGAAAUAAAAGAUGAUGAGACUUAC
Monomorium pharaonis (pharaoh ant) is the source of this 1411-nucleotide messenger RNA. RefSeq lists its product as uncharacterized. Gene Ontology annotation, biological process: regulation of cytoskeleton organization. Gene Ontology annotation, cellular component: axoneme. The record is from RefSeq and is a predicted model, not a curated record. Gene Ontology annotation, molecular function: microtubule binding. NCBI's taxonomy places the organism in Eukaryota, Metazoa, Arthropoda, Insecta, Hymenoptera, Formicidae.